Messenger RNA from Bombina bombina (fire-bellied toad), 1405 nucleotides. Its product is annotated as sigma intracellular receptor 2. The transcript has 3 exons. The record is from RefSeq and is a predicted model, not a curated record. Gene Ontology annotation, cellular component: endoplasmic reticulum. Bases 85 to 600 code for a protein of 171 amino acids. Lineage: Eukaryota; Metazoa; Chordata; Amphibia; Anura; Bombinatoridae.
AGGAGCAGGGUUGUAACCUGGCAGUCGUCUCCUAUUCCUUGCCACACGUCUAUUCUUCUGCUGCUGUGUGUGUUCCCAUUUGCCAUGGCCUCUCUAACUCGUCUGCUUGAAUGGAUCUUUUUCCUGUACUUCUUCUCCCACAUCCCCAUCACACUACUGGUAGAUCUGCAAGCUAUCCUGCCAGCCAGACUCUACCCACAGGAGUUGCUUGAUUUGAUGAAAUGGUACGUUGUCAACUUCAAAGACCAUCUCAUGAUGAACCCACCUGCUUGGUUCAUGAGCUUUGUGUAUAGUGAAGCGAUCCUGCAACUUCCUUUCUUCCCAGUGGCUUCAUAUGCAUUUUUUAAAGGUGGCUGUAAAUGGAUCAGGAUUCCUGCCAUAGUUUAUUCAGCGCACGUAGCGACCACAGUCAUUGCAAUUAUUGCACAUGUUCUCUUCGGGGACUUUCCCAAAUCAGACCAAUUAGAGCCCCUUACCCAGAAGGACCGGCUCACUUUGGUGUCUGUAUAUGCUCCAUACCUUGUCAUCCCUUUGCUUCUCCUUGUUACCAUGCUGUUCAGCCCACGAUACCGACAAGAGGAAAAACGCAAAAGGAGAUAAAAGGCUUAAUGAUAGUUAUAAAAAUAUAGUAUAAAAUAGCAGAGCCAGAUCCCAUUUCUCUGAGAAUGGCAAGAAACGCAUAAAUCACAAAAGCCUUAGAUUCAACAUGGGAGCUAAUUUUAAUUACAUUUCAUGAAAUUGAGCUAUCAAAUACUGUGAAAAGAGGAAAUUCAUCUGAACCAUUGUGAAUAUUAAAAAUAUAUACACAUACAUACAUACACACACACACACACACACACACACACACACACACACACACACACACACACACACACUAUUAACUGUUUAUGUUGGCGUGAGACACAAAGUUAAUAAUGUAAUCCUUAUUGAUUUUGCUCUUAUUUAAUAUUCUAAGUUUAGUACAUAGUACUGGUGAUACCGAUUUAUUGGGGACACUAAAAAACAGGUUAUGAAAUAGACAGACCAUGUAUAGGUUUUGUUAAAUACAACAGCACUCAUUCAUUUUACAUUUUAAAAGAAAAAAAAAGUAAGAAAUACCAGAAAGUUUUGUGAAAAUGUAGGAAGUGAUUUCACGCAUUGCAUGAAUGGGACCCAAAAGAUAAAUGUUUUGGUUUUAAUUAGCCGUAAAAAUAAUCACCACUUAACUGACUACAUUUCCAUAGUAACCAACAAACCUGUGGUCAACAUUUUUUUUUUCCCAAAGCUACCUUAUAGUUUUAUAAAGAUUUUUACAUUUCUAGACAUAUAGUUUGGCCAUUUUUAUACCUCAUGUCACAGUUUUUCUGUUAAAUGUAUACAUCAUUUUAUCUUUUGAUUGUCUAACAGAAUAAAUAUUUUUCAGAUA